AUGAAAUCCAUCACAAAUCAAAACUUUGCGGGACUCUUUCCCGAGUUCGUGCGUGACCUCUGCGAAGCGAGCUAUAUCGCUAUUGAUCUCGAAUUCAGUGGCAUUGAUCAUGCAUCCCAGGUUGACUUCCUGCGUUCACCUGAAAAGGCAUUCGAGGAGAAGAUGGCUGCAGCACGCCUGUUCUGUCCAAUGCAGAUCGGGUUUAGCAUCUUCAGCGGAGAUGGAAAUGUGGGGGACGACACAAGAACGCUUGCGACUGAGCACGGCAAAGCAUCACCGUCCUACCGUACCAUCAUGGCCCAAGAGGCAAGAGCUUUUCGUGCGUCCGAGGCCGCAGCACAGCCCCUGAAGUCCCUGCUGGAGUCCCUGGCGGCCAAGGGUGCUGUGGAGCCUGAGGAUCUCGCCAGGAUGACAGCAGUGCGACAGGAAGUAGAGAGCGCAUGUGUGAGGGGCGGCGAGAUGUUGAUUUACGAUCAACUGCGGGCGUACCACGCAUUGGAUGAGGUUGACGCCGCGAUAGCUAUUGCGAAGCGAUGGAGCACGGACAUUAAGUCGUGCAAGCGGCACCUUUUCGUGCGCGGCUAUUCCUGCUACCUGUUCCCCGCCUCGGGCGAAGACGGGGAGGACCGCACGGUGACGCUGUCGGCGGAGACGAUUAUGUUCCUGCAGAAGAAUAAUAUGGACUUCAGUCGGUGGGUGGCGGAGGGCCUCCACUUCGAGCCGUUCGAAAACUACGCCAAGGCGCGGCGCGAGGCGGCGCGGGCCGAAGGGAAUGUGUUACCGUCACCGUCGGAGGACCUUGGCGCGGGGCUGAACGCCCUUAAGAAGUGGGUCGAUGCACUCACCGUGCCGGAGUUAAAGUUGCACCUUAUAAGCGCCUACGACCGCAUUGCGCGUUUCGCGCAGUUUGCGGAGGUGGGGGACUCGAUCGAAUCAAGACUCCCAUUUAUAGUGCAGCCCCACCACGCCGAGUUGGCAAAUCUGCUGCAGGGCAUUGGGGUACGCCACGCGCGAAGGAUGCUAACAAAGGUGCCGCUGACAGUCUCCCUGGAGAGCCUGAACUUUAACAGCAAUCCGCGAUACUUCGGCACUCGUGUUUUAGAGGCUUUGGUGACAGCAACACGACACGAGAAAAAGCCGCUAGUGAUACAUAAUGGGCUUUCAGAUCUGGCAUUUCUCUGUUGCGCCAUGCACUGUGACCCGCCAAAGACGCUUAAGACAUUCAAGCGGCUUAUUAGGGAAAUUUUCCCCGUGUUUUACGACACACGAACCUUAACUUGCGCCCAGUCGCUGCAACACAUACCAAACAUGAAAGGCCCACUAAAGAAAACCUACAUCCUACUUCAGCGGCAAAAUAAUGCCGUGAAUAUACACUGCGGUAAGGAGUAUGAAGUCUCGGAGGUUGCUGGUAGGGAACAUGAUGCCGCAUACGAUGCGUUUAUGACCGGGGCCCUCUUUGCUUAUGUGCAGAGCGAACUUGCACAGGUGGGCGCGGACUAUCGUCGGCUGCGCGGCAUCACUCCCCUAUACGGCUGCGUGUUCAGUAUACAAUUCGAGAAUGAUGAAGCGGACUGUCUUGUGCAGCCCCCGCAGCCACUUAUCUAUUUGGUGCAUCGCCCGCCCCACGCCGCGGUGUCCACCGACCUGCUCCGUGAUAGGAUUAUCCAUUUAGUGAAGCAUGUAGCGUUUCUGUACAAUGGUGACAGUAUCCUCAUCACCAUCGGCAGAGAUGCUAUCUGCCCCACUGUGAAAAGGGAGAUUGAGGUUGUGCUCCGGCAGUGGUGCGAUGGAUUCAGCUUGACGUUAACUGCUCUGGAUGUAGAGCCUCGCAUGAAGGAGUACGGAAUUGUUUACGUCAGCGAAACAGAACGGUAG
Molecule: messenger RNA, 1875 nt
Organism: Trypanosoma grayi
Lineage: Eukaryota; Euglenozoa; Kinetoplastea; Trypanosomatida; Trypanosomatidae
Product: ribonuclease
Exons: 1
Coding region: 1-1875 (624 amino acids)
Cellular component (GO): cytoplasm
Molecular function (GO): RNA binding; 3'-5'-RNA exonuclease activity
Source: RefSeq, a predicted model, not a curated record